Molecule: messenger RNA, 2592 nt
Organism: Melampsora larici-populina 98AG31
Lineage: Eukaryota; Fungi; Basidiomycota; Pucciniomycetes; Pucciniales; Melampsoraceae
Exons: 22
Coding region: 1-2592 (863 amino acids)
Molecular function (GO): ATP-dependent chromatin remodeler activity; ATP binding
Source: RefSeq, a predicted model, not a curated record
AUGAAAGACCGCGAGCCAUCCUCGAGACGGGCCAAAUCUACCUCUCAGCCCGGCGACACGAAUCCUCAACGCCGAGUUUUGAAGAAUCCUCAGGCCACGCUAGAUAGCGAUUCAUGUCCAUCGGAUGAUAGUUUCACAAACGAGAUGGCUCGACAUAUCGAAGAAGAGCGCCAGUAUUAUGAGACGAAUCGUGGAAAAUCUAGAAUAAAGCCUUUCCAACCCUCUAAGCGUCCUAUGACAGACGAAGACGAGGAUGAGAAGAGGCCAGAACUGAAAGCUCGAAAAUGGCGUCCUAAAGAAGGACGACCUCCCGAACAUAUGACCCCAGCGGAAGCCGCUCAGCAACGCAAAUAUAACCCCCUGAUCAAAUUGCUGGAUAUCAAAAUCACUAUCGUAGACGCAAAGGAUGGGACUGUGCCUCCGGAAGCCUCUGAUAACGAUUUGCCUCAACGUAUAAACAAAAAGGCUUCCAGACUCAAGGCGCCUGCUCACAGUGGCCCACACAAUCUGGGCGAGCAGGCUACCUCGCUGUCGUCCAAGGACAACUCGCUGUCAUCACGGACUGAUCCCACUCCCCGCAAACGUCCAGCCGCCCAGGAACUGGAUGAUACCCGUCCGACCAAAAGAGACAGACACCAAAAGAUGGCCCUAAGCUAUCCCAGGAUUGAAAUUGACACCAGACCGAAUUUCCCGAUCGAAAAUGCCGAGCAAGACUCCAUCGGCGCCCUUGACUUUGCCGACGGGUUUACCCUGACAGCAAACAUCAACCGCUUCCUGCGUUCUUAUCAACGUGAUGGUGUGAACUUUUUGCUCAGUCAUUAUCAGGCCAGAAAUGGGGCAAUCUUAGCCGAUGACAUGGGCCUUGGGAAGACAAUCCAAGUUAUAUCGUUCUUGGCGGUAAUUAUGGCUAAAACAGGAAAUGUUCAAGAUGUAGGUCGCCGGAGGCAGAAAGUUAACGCCAGUAAGAAGUCGUAUCGGCCUUCUGCAUUGGGUCCGACGUGCCUUGUUAUAUGUCCGAACAGUGUGAUUGACAAUUGGGCCAGAGAAUUAGAAACGGUUGGCAUCCUCAGCAGCACUACAGAUGUUGCUCAUACUCUCAGGCGCUUCAAAGCAGGCGCUUACGACAUCUUAAUUUCCGGCUUCAAUUGUGCAACCAGAAUGAUCGAUGAGAUAUAUGAUCUUGACUUUAGUGUUGUGAUAGUUGAUGAAGCGCAAAGACUGAAAAAUCCAACGACGGCAACCUACCGAGCCUGUCAGAGGUUCAAGACAAAUGUUCGAUUUGGCCUUACUGUAAGAUCAGAUUACUUUGUUCAAAGAGGAUUUACGGUACUGCUAUGCAAAACAAUCUUGCGUGAGUACACAAUUUCGAACCUUGAAGAGUUUCAACACGCUCAAAGCGAUUUUCUGGUCCACACGACAUCUAGCGAACUUCACACCUUAUUUGAUUGGGCCAGGCCAUUUGCCCUUGGCACUUACCAUAUGUGGAAGGCCUUUGUGUCUGACCCAAUUCUCCAUUCCCGAAAGGCCAAUGCGUCUCGGUCUGAAAUCAAACUGGGUAAAGCACGUGCCCUAGCUUUGGUGAACAAUUGUUGGCCCGAUCUUCAAUUAAGGAGAACAAAAGCGGAGAUUUUACACGAGUUACCGUCUAAGAGUGAUCGCAUCGUGUUGUGCCCUAUGACUGCUUCCCAGAGGACUGCCUACAAAAACCUCUUGGCGAGUGACGAUGUGGUCAAUAUGAUGAAACACACUGAACCGUGUCCCUGCGGUCGAAAGAAUACAAAACGUCAACCCUUGCCUCGCGGUAAAUGUUGUGAUCAGGGCUGGUCUAAGAGAAUAUUCCAAAACCUGACGGUCUGCAUGAAAAUUGCGAACCAUCUAGCAUUACUCUAUCCUAACAAAGAAGACCGCACAGAAAAAUACGACCAGGACAGAGAGUUCAUCAAAAAGCUGUUCCCAGGAGACUGGACUCAUAGGAAGCACCACUAUUCCGCUGACGCUGACACUGAAUUAUGUGGGAAAUGGCUAGUCCUUAAACCGCUACUCCAGCAAUGGAAGAAGGAAGGUGCAAAGGUCUUGAUCUUUUCACAGUGGACCAAAAUGAUGGACAUUUUAAGCUACUGGCUCGAGCAAGAUUUUCCUGGAUUUGUUCGUCUCGAUGGAAAAGUUCCGACUGCCGAGCGCAUGGCAAGAGUCGACGAGUUUCAGCGCGAUCCCGACAAAUUUAUAUUUCUUGCCAGUACAUUGGCUGGUGGCGUCGGUCUCAACCUGACUGCGGCAAACAAAGUUGUGAUAUUCGACCCAUCAUGGAAUCCCAGUAGUGAUGCACAAGCAAUGGACCGAGUCUGUCGGAUUGGUCAAAAACGAAGCGUCGAAUGUCUUCGGUUGAUCGCCCUUGGCACAGCGGAAGAACUUAUCUACCAUAGACAAGUUUACAAGACUCACCUUGCGGAAGUAGCGAACACGGCGCGACAACCUGCCAGAAAAUUCAUAGGAGUGCAAGGUGACAAGAAGGACCAAGGGAACAUGUGGGGUGUCAAGAACAUAUUCCGACUUGAACCAGGGAAGAUUGGAGACCAGGACAUUGAUGGGUAG